Molecule: messenger RNA, 1765 nt
Organism: Phragmites australis (common reed)
Lineage: Eukaryota; Viridiplantae; Streptophyta; Magnoliopsida; Poales; Poaceae
Product: developmentally-regulated G-protein 2
Exons: 12
Coding region: 246-1445 (399 amino acids)
Biological process (GO): cytoplasmic translation
Cellular component (GO): cytoplasm
Molecular function (GO): GTP binding; GTPase activity
Source: RefSeq, a predicted model, not a curated record
CUUGGCCAUCGAAGCAUCUCACAACAUCGUCCUCUUCUUCUCCAGCGCCAGCGCCGCCGGACCCGUCUCCCUCCGCCGAAACCCCGAAGGGACUCUUCACUCCUCGUCGUCGUCCUCCUUCUGGAACUGGAUUGGUGUGGAGUGGAGAUCCAUCCGGACUUGGGAUUGAUUCCUCCCGUUGGACACAUUGCGGGUUGCUAUUUGUGUACCCCCCGGAGCAAGUUGCAUACAGCACGAGAUAGAAGAUGGGUAUCCUGGAGAGGAUCAAGGAGAUUGAGGCCGAGAUGGCUCGGACGCAGAAAAACAAAGCAACAGAAUAUCAUCUUGGACAACUGAAGGCAAAGUUAGCAAAGUUGAGGACACAGUUAUUGGAGCCUCCAAAGGGUUCCAGUGGAGGAGGAGAUGGUUUUGAAGUCACAAAGUUUGGGCAUGGUCGUGUUGCACUUAUUGGAUUUCCCAGUGUUGGAAAGUCAACUCUUUUAACUUUGUUGACUGGGACACAUUCUGAAGCUGCAUCAUAUGAGUUCACAACCCUCACUUGCAUUCCUGGAAUUAUUCAUUACAAUGAUACCAAAAUCCAGCUUCUUGAUCUUCCUGGUAUCAUUGAAGGAGCAUCUGAAGGCAAGGGGCGUGGUAGACAGGUUAUUGCCGUUGCGAAGUCAUCAGAUCUUGUACUGAUGGUUCUGGAUGCCUCAAAGAGUGAAGGACAUCGCCAAAUUUUAACUAGAGAGCUGGAAGCUGUUGGACUCCGUCUCAACAAAAGGCCUCCCCAGAUUUACUUCAAAAGGAAGAAGACUGGUGGGAUUUCUUUCAACACCACCGCUCCUUUGACUCAUAUUGAUGAGAAGCUCUGCUAUCAGAUCCUGCAUGAGUACAAAAUUCAUAAUGCUGAGGUGUUAUUUCGUGAAGAUGCUACUGUGGAUGAUCUCAUCGACGUCAUUGAAGGAAAUCGGAAGUACAUCAAGUGUGUUUAUGUAUAUAACAAGAUUGAUGUUGUUGGUAUUGAUGAUGUGGACAACCUUGCUCGGCAACCAAAUUCACUGGUGAUCAGCUGCAAUUUGAAGCUGAACUUGGACAGGCUACUGGCGAGAAUGUGGGAUGAAAUGGGUCUAGUGAGGGUGUAUACAAAGCCGCAGGGUCAGCAACCUGAUUUCACAGAUCCAGUUGUUCUUUCUACUGAUAGAGGUGGUUGCACUGUUGAAGACUUCUGCAAUCAUAUCCAUAGAAGUUUGCUCAAGGAUGUGAAAUAUGUGCUUGUUUGGGGAACCAGCGCGAGGCACUAUCCUCAACAUUGUGGACUUGGCCAUGCUCUUCAAGACGAGGAUGUUGUCCAGAUAGUAAAAAAGAAGGAAAAGGAGGAGGGUGGGCGAGGCCGGUUCAAGUCGCACACGAAUGCACCUGAUCGGAUAUCCGACAGGGUGAAGAAAGCUCCUCUGAAACAGUAAUCGGACCCCCAAGUGCACCGCAAUCAGCUUCUCCCAAUCAGAUGAACAAUCGAUGUAUCAGAUAAUCUGGGACUAGCUGAGCCGGUUGCUACUUUUUGCAGCCCUAUUUUGUACCAGAAGGGCCACAUUUGAAGUACUCACGUAGUAACCCCCAGUACCUCUGCACAAUCAGUGCUUGUGUUACCUGCCAGAACACAAGCACAGGAAAGGUGCCGUGUUUUGUUCAGAUACUAUGUUACCUGCCACGCUGAGUAUUUGUCAUGAGGCUUUGCAUAGAUAAUGAGAGUUCUCAGUUCUGGGAUGCUACCAGUUGUUACUUA